Contarinia nasturtii (swede midge) is the source of this 782-nucleotide messenger RNA. Its product is annotated as galectin-7-like. Gene Ontology annotation, molecular function: galactoside binding; carbohydrate binding. Lineage: Eukaryota; Metazoa; Arthropoda; Insecta; Diptera; Cecidomyiidae. The coding region runs from base 103 to 540 and encodes 145 amino acids. The transcript has 5 exons. The record is from RefSeq and is a predicted model, not a curated record.
GAGAUUUGUUAUUCUUCAGUUUGUCGUUUUGUUCAAAGUUCGAACUAGAGCAUGCGAAGUCUUCAAGUUUAUCUUCUGUUUUUUAAUUGUAUUUAAAUUGAAAUGAUGAAAUCAACAAGCGUUAAAAGUCCGAAAGUGCCGUUGAUGCAUCGGCUUCCAGAAAGUCUUCGCCAUAAAAGUGUGAUUGAAAUAUCUGGUCAAAUGCUUCAAAGUGACAGAUUCUGUGUAGACUUUCGUGAUGAUUCUUUUGUAAACUUUCACUUAAGUGUACGUCCUUGCGACAAUGAAAUCGUUCGAAAUCAUAAGAUAGAUGGAAAAUGGCAAGAUGAAGAACGUGAUGGUGGAUGUCCAAUUAAAUAUGGUGUACCAUUUAGAAUGGUAAUUGUAGUUGAAGAGGAAAAGUUCAAGGUUGCCAUAAAUAAUGUACCAUUUUGUAAGUUCAAACAUCGCCUUCCAUUGCCAUUUGCGAAAUUUCUUUACAUCAGUGGCGAAGUGAAAAUUCAUUACAUCCAAAUUGACAAUGACCGUCAUUUCAAAUAGCUUUCAGCACGUCGAGCAUAUUUGUAAUAUGUCAUCAAAUCAAAUUAAACCGAUUUCACGAUGUUGUGAGGAAAAAAAGACGAACAUACUUCAAUAAAUAAAUGUCGUAUUAGGUUAUCAAUCACAUACCAAAUUGUAUGUCAUUUUUUAAUAUGACACUUUGAUAGAUUCAAAUAUUUUAUAGAUCAUGAAUUUUCAAUACAGAUGAUUUAUCAGUUAAAUAAAUUGAAAUGAUUAUCAAA